Molecule: messenger RNA, 1536 nt
Organism: Colletotrichum orchidophilum
Lineage: Eukaryota; Fungi; Ascomycota; Sordariomycetes; Glomerellales; Glomerellaceae
Exons: 2
Coding region: 1-1536 (511 amino acids)
Source: RefSeq, a predicted model, not a curated record
AUGGUCGGAACCCAAAGCCUAGCCAAGCAGGGCUUGGAUGAGUGGGAGGAGGUCGCCGACGAUUACUCCGUAGUGUCUCUGUCGUCCGAUGAUGAAGAAGGUAGCGUCUCCCUCACAUCAGCGACGACAGUCCGCAAGUCGCCUUCAACUGCUGCUGAGGUUGGGGGGGCCUCAAGCACCGCUGCUACCCCUUCUAAGAUCGAAGAUACGAGUUCCUCUCGUCCGAGUUCCGCUAAGGAGACAUCCCAUUCAACAGCAACAGGCAACGAUCCCCCUCCAAGGCGCGAACUCCUAGAUUUGCUUGGAACCUCCCUGCUCCCCAGAGAAGCUAUAUCGCCGAUAUGGACCUCAUACCAGAACAAACAGCAGACUCCGACGACACCGAUAAAACCAAGCAACGGCAAGGAAAUCGAAGAGUUGGAUCGAGAUGUCAGCCGCCUGACAAUGGAUAACGAGUACGCCGACGAGGCUGAGUCAUCGAGUAAACAUAUCGGCACCCUUUGUGAAACUCUGGACUUGGACGAUUCCGCGAUGAACCCCACCGUCAUUAGUCAGAAGCUGGAGUCACUUGGGGAAUACAUCCUCGACACAUUCAACCGCACCGGCAAGGAGCUCACUGGCUUUGAAAUGGCGGGGAAUAUCGCCAACAGUUGUCAGGCUCUUCUGGCUAACAUCAAUGAUCUCCGUCCCAUCCUCGCUGAUUACGCAGUCCAAUGGGAUACGGGUGCUGAAAAGGACAUACCACUCGAUCCUAGUCUUACGCUGUGGAUGGAUUCACUGCGCACUGUGAUCUCGAGGCUUCGAAGGAAAGCCAGAGCCUGGCCGCAGCAUUCGGCGGGUGAAGAGGCCAAGAUUCGCGCGAGCUUGGCCAAGUAUGCUGCUGCACUGAACAAGCAAGAUGAGCAGAUGCAGGAGUUUUUGCCCAUCAUACAAGCCGACUUCAACAGCUACCGGACACAGAACAUCCAGUUCCCGAUUGAAACGGCGGAAGACUCCGCCAACAGUCCUGGACGUUCAGGCCGUAUUCCAACUCGUCCCACAGAUCGUUUGUCUCAAGUGCGGGAAGCUCUGUACACCCUCAAGGACCAAGUACAGAAUACGAUCCAUGUCCUCGCAGUCAGCAACCACUUCCUUCCCCACCCUGCAUCGGAAACAGCCGUUAGUGUUGUUCAAUGUCUGAGGUCUACUGUCAACGCCGCGUCCCUCGCCUUGACCAACAACGGCUCGGAAUGGCUGGAGAGCGAUUCGGGUAGAGCCCACAUUGGUUUGCUGUCCCAUGCCGAGUUCAGCAAUCUGGAUCCUGCGAUGCUCCGGGAUUACACGACGCGCCUGAAGCAAAUCUGCAACCUUGUAUCCGACCCUAAUAGUCACCAACGCUGGAGUGAAGAAAUGAUUAGGGAUCAUUACGUGUACAUGUUGGUUGAGCAGGAACAACUCGAUGCUCUCCAUAAUAUCGCCUCUGCACUUGAGGAGAUGUUGCUACCCCAACACAUGAAGACCAAGACCGAAUUUGAUGAUUUCUUGAAGGAGAUGUAA